CCGAAGCCGCUCGUUGUGCAGCUCCCCUCCUUCGCCCGCCGCUCGAACAUCCUCACGGGGCUGCAGGACCCUGCUGUGGACAACAGGCCCAAGCUGGACCUCAGCUCCUCGGGCAAGAGCCAGCAGCACCAGUACGAGCUCAACAGCAAGAAGUAUCACCAGUACCAGCCCAAUGGCAAGGAGAGCAGCAUGAAGCACCAGUCCCACAGCAAAGGGAAGUAUUACUACCAGCUGAACAGCAAGAAGCACCACCACUACCAGCCAGACCCCAAGAUGUACGAGCCCCACUACCAGCCCACAAGCAAGGAGCCGCAGAGCCAGGCAUGCCUGGAGAGCAGCAAGAGCCCCAUGGUCGCCCACCCAGACAAGUGGGCUCAUGCCCCUGCCAAGAGCUUGCUGGGCCCAGUUAAGAACCUGUCUGCAGAGAGCAAGAAUGGGGCUGAGAAGAACCUGUCGAGUGGUACCGGCCCCCCGCCGCGGGACAGGGUGACGGGCAAUGGUCUGGGGGGCAAGAUGAAGAUUGUCAAGAACAAAAACAAGAACGGGCGCAUAGUGAUCGUCAUGAGCAAGUACAUGGAGAACGGCAUGCAGGCUGUGAAGAUCAAGUCUGGGGAGCCGGCCCGGAAGCGGGCGGCGGACGAGAGGACUCCUAAGAAGGGUGGGGAAGAGAAGCUGGAGGUCUGGAGGAAGCCGGGGGAGGACAGGGUGGCGGGCAGCAAAGCGGAGGGCCCCCCGGCACGGCCCGCGGCGCCCGGCCCGCCCGCGCCGCCCGAGGUCAUCCUGCUGGACUCGGACCUGGACGAGCCCAUAGACUUGCGCUGUGUGAAGCCGCGGGCCGAGGGCGAGCCGGCCGCGGCGCAGGUGAAGCCAGAGGCGCCGCUGGUGCCGUCGGAGAAGCCACCCGCGGAGCCCCCGCAGCCCCACGGGGCCACCGAGGAGGAGGAGGAGGAGGAGGCUGAAGCCCUGCAGGAAUUCAAGCCCUUCUUUGGGAAUAUAAUUAUCACAGACGUGACGGCGAACUGCCUGACGGUGACCUUCAAGGAGUACGUGACGGUGUGAGCGGGGUGCCCGGCUGCUCCCCAUGGGAGGCACCAG
Messenger RNA from Tinamus guttatus (white-throated tinamou), 1095 nucleotides. The record is from RefSeq and is a predicted model, not a curated record. NCBI's taxonomy places the organism in Eukaryota, Metazoa, Chordata, Aves, Tinamiformes, Tinamidae.